Molecule: messenger RNA, 1581 nt
Organism: Aspergillus fischeri NRRL 181
Lineage: Eukaryota; Fungi; Ascomycota; Eurotiomycetes; Eurotiales; Aspergillaceae
Product: Zn(II)2Cys6 transcription factor domain-containing protein
Exons: 2
Coding region: 1-1581 (526 amino acids)
Biological process (GO): regulation of DNA-templated transcription
Molecular function (GO): zinc ion binding; DNA-binding transcription factor activity, RNA polymerase II-specific
Source: RefSeq, a predicted model, not a curated record
AUGCGCCGCAAGGCGUGUAAUGCAUGCGUGCAGGCCAAGACCAAAUGCUGCUACACACAGCCGACCUGCUCGCGCUGUGCCAAACGGGGCAUCGUCUGCGAAUACAUGUCCAUGGCCAAGACAGCAGCCACCAUUGCCUCGGCCUAUUCCGCCUCUUCUGCCUCGGCCUCUUCCUCUUCUCUCUCGGCCAAAGACCCUUCCCAACCGGAUGAGACCAGCAUGAGCACGACCGACCUCCCGUUGCUGUGGAGCCGUCGGAGCCCGCUGGGCGAUCCCGGCGCUGAUAACUUAGACUCAUGGAGCUCCCAGAACUUCCUCUGGGCCCUGGAUACAAUCAAUCUCCCGUCACUGCCCUCCUCAUCGACCAGCAUGGUCAACGAAGUUACUCUGGGCCCCGCGCCGGCGAUCCCGACCAGACAUCCGAGCUUCACCUUUCCGCUGACCUCGCCUUCAUCACAACAGUCGUACAAUCCGCUGGUCGAGGAGACCAUCGCGCCGCCGGGUUCAGGGAUCCCCGAUCUGUCCACGCUGACCGGGCUCGGCUCACAGGAUGCCAAAACCGACUCGCCUCAGGCACCGUUGUCCAGUCCAGACGUGCUGGGAGUGCGCCCAGCCAACUAUGCGCGUCUGCUUCUACAGUACCCGAAACUCCUGCUGCAGGAUGAUUUCUACUGUCCAUUUCUGCACCGCACCCUGUUCAAUGAGGAUAUGCCAGAUAUGACGAUUCUUCCGCAUACAUCCAUGGCCAUAUGCUGCGGAAGUGCUUUGGGCAACAGAGACGGUGUGGGCUAUAUCAAGCGAGCCAUGGAUGCGCAACGGCAAAGCCUGAUUGAGUCAUAUCGGGCUGACAAAGAGACUGUCCAGCCUACCUACCACUGUCUGGAGCAGUGGGACGCUCUGCAUGCGAUGCUCCUCUAUGAGAUCCUUGAGAUGGGCAUGGCGCCCAUCAACGAAUCUGAGAGCUGGAAACGAAAGCGACGCACAAGAGGGCUGAAGUCCCCCUUCCUCUCCAAAAUGACCCAGUGUUUCUCGCGGUCCUACCUUGAGUGUCACGACGCGGCACUCCUGCCCGACACCGACACCAAUAGCUCCUGGGUCAAAUGGGCCGUCACUGAAACUGCCCGCCGCACCAUGUUCCUUGCUAACAUUGUCAACUUCUUCAGUAACCGCGAUCUGGAGUCCGGGCGCCAAUUGCCCUACUAUGAGCCCCUCAACGACGAGCUCAUCAUGAAGAUGCCCCUGCCCUGCAAUCAGGCGCUGUGGAGCGCCCGCACCGAAGACGAGUGGCGCAAGGCCACGCAGAUGGCCAAGCAGGCGUCCCCUACGGGCUCCCCGGGCACCUCCGACGCUUUUUCUACCUUUGGCGCUGCUGCCGCUAGUGCUGCUGGUGCCGCCGCGGGUCCGCACAUCGCCGUGGGCGAGCAGCUCCCAAAUCACCAUCACCCACUCUCGCUCAAGUCGCUUUUCUCCAAGUUCGCCAAGGACUAUCUGCGGGCGAAUUUCACGACGAAUGCGGGGUUUGGCGACUCCAAUGAGCUUCGGUCGUUCAUCAUUCUCUGUGCGCUGGAGCAAUUUUCGUGA